GGCUGCGUUUCUUAUCCAAACGUCUGGAGCUUGGAAAUAAACCUUUAAAUCCGCCAUUUUCACUCACGUUUACUGCAAACCGGUCUGUUUCCUCCGCCGCUAAAUGAUAGCCGAUGUGUUGUGGUGCUUUUGGAAAAAUGGAUCGACUCCUGCUUUGAGGGAUGAAAGAUCAUUUUUCUUUUUAACCCUUUCCGCUCCGUGAUCAGCGAACAAUCGAGCAGAAGAUGAUGCGCCAGGUGGCAAGCAGCGACUUCUGCAUGAGCAGCAGGCCGUCCUGCCUCGCCGAGGACAGCCACCACCCCGCCAGCCACUUCGACCUCUGCACCUCCCAGUCGAACAAGUUCUACCCUCCUCCUCCUCCGUCCCUUCAGAUGACGCUGGCUCCCAUGCCCUUACCCUCUCAGAGCCCCCACAAACCCAUGGCUUGCCAGAGACCGGAUGUGCUCGUAGGCGACCCCUGCUCACCCAGAAGUUUACCAGGGAUCAAAAGCACCGAUCAGCCGCCGGACGACUCCAAGAAGAAGAAGGUUGUGGGGAAGACGGGGAGACGCGGGAGGCCGGCGGGUACCACCAAGCUGGCUGGAUACAGGACCAGCACGGGACGACCUCUCGGCACCACCAGGGCUGCCGGGUUCAAGACCAGCCCUGGACGGCCGCUGGGAACGACCAAGGCAGCGGGGUACAAGGUCAGCCCCGGAAGGCCUCCCGGCAGUAUCAAGGGCCUCUCUCGCCUCAACAAACUGGCUUAUGGUACCUGCAGCGCGGCGGCUUUUCCCUACCCCCUCCCACACAAAGAGAUCCUCUGUGAACCUUCCUGCAAAGAGAAGGCAGCUAAUGAGUAAAUUUCCUACUGCGUUUGCUUCGUACUCACCCUCCGUCGGUGGAAUGAGAGACGCGUGUGUUCAGGUCUCCGUCAGAUAUCAGGUGUCCCAGUCUGCUGUGAGGAUGAGAAGAGGAAAUAAGGAUUUUCUACUAUUGGUGUCAGUGUCAUCUGUGUGCAGCCUCCCACCUGACAUUGUACUGUGAGAUUUUCACUGCUGCUGUUGGAGAUCUAUAGUGUAUUAAGGGUUUCACUACAAAAUCUGUUUCACUGAAAGAAAAAAAAUGAUACCAGACAUCCAUUGCUCAACAUCUGAAAAGUACAACUGAUUAUGUCACUAUUUUGUGGCCAGAGGUUUUUAGCUGAAUUAUUAUAACCUCAAUAAUAUUCCACAGUAAGUUUAAAUUUUAAAGGUGCAACAUGUGGCAUUUUGACAUCAAUGAAUCAUUGCCAUAUUUAAUUCUGAAAAAUCAGAAUAGUUGUUGUAAACCAACAAAAGCAUCACAGAGAGGAUUAGCCGACUCUACCGGCUGCAUUUUUAAUUGUGUGCCGCCGGGUCUCAGAAAAUCUGCCGGGGUGCCUCACAGCACAAAACAGGAACUGACU
Myripristis murdjan (pinecone soldierfish) is the source of this 1426-nucleotide messenger RNA. It is a transcript of the gene c14h5orf24, whose product is annotated as chromosome 14 C5orf24 homolog. The transcript has 2 exons. The record is from RefSeq and is a predicted model, not a curated record. The coding region runs from base 225 to 842 and encodes 205 amino acids. Lineage: Eukaryota; Metazoa; Chordata; Actinopteri; Holocentriformes; Holocentridae.